This is a messenger RNA of Linum tenue, 964 nucleotides long. NCBI's taxonomy places the organism in Eukaryota, Viridiplantae, Streptophyta, Magnoliopsida, Malpighiales, Linaceae. The record is from the annotation of a GenBank genome assembly.
GGAAGAGUCAGAUCGCAUAGCUUAUUGCUCUCUAUCCAACGCGAUUACUCAUUCGACCUUUUGCUUUCUUUGGAUCGUCAGCUGCAGCUUCUGAUGAUUUCCUAGAAUCGGGAUUGCUUGCCUCUAGGAUUCAUACUCUUUGGUUUCAAUCCCUAGCUCUAAGAGCUGGGAUUGGUGGUUAUUGAAUUUUGCUGAAUUAUGGUGAUUUGUUGAAGUAGUAGGAGGAGGAGAACGAGGAAGAAAUGGAAGAAGGAUGUGAGCAUUCAUGUCUAGAUUUGGUUCAUGUUGUUUCCUGCAAAGGAGUACAAGAUUGUGGUAGUUGGGUUGGAUAAUGCAGGGAAGACCACCACUCUUUACAAAUUGCACUUGGGUGAGGUGGUGACUACCCAUCCUACCAUUGGUAGCAAUGUGGAAGAGGUUGUCUACAAUAACUUACGCUUCGAGCAGGUAUGGGACAUCGGAGGACAAGAGAGGCUAACAACAUCAUGGGAAACGUAUUACCGAGGAACUAAUGCCAUAAUCGUAGUCAUAGACAUCACUGAUAGAGCAAGGAUCUCCAUCAUCAAGGAAGAACUUUUCCGGCUGUUGGGUCAUGACGAAUUGCAGCAGGCCGUUGUGCUCGUAUUUGCAAACAAACAAGACAUGAAAGACGCCAUGACCCCUGCUGAGAUAACAUAUACCCUUUCGCUCCAUAUCAUCAAGAAUCACGAUUGGCACAUCCAUGCAUGUUGUGUCCUCAUAGGUGAGGACUUGUAUGAUGGCCUCAGAUGGAUUGCUCAGCAGGUUACUGGGAAGGCGCCAAGUUAGACGACGAAACUGGUUGAAGGAGUUACCCGGAUUGUGUACACCAUUUGAUUGUAUUUGAUAUUUCUACUUUUAGUGACUGGCAAAAAUGUUCUCACGGUCUACUGUUUGGUCCAAUGAAAGCAUUUUGUUAAAGAUCUGCUCUAAAUAAAUUAUGCAC